This is a messenger RNA of Sparassis crispa, 726 nucleotides long. RefSeq lists its product as hypothetical. NCBI's taxonomy places the organism in Eukaryota, Fungi, Basidiomycota, Agaricomycetes, Polyporales, Sparassidaceae. Gene Ontology annotation, cellular component: cytoplasm. The record is from RefSeq and is a predicted model, not a curated record. The transcript has 2 exons. Gene Ontology annotation, biological process: regulation of translational initiation. The coding region runs from base 1 to 726 and encodes 241 amino acids.
AUGUCGAACCUUGACUCGUUCGUGUGCUCGUCAAAGCCAGUCCCGAAAAGUCUCGCCACCUCGCAAGAGAUCAGGGAUCGCGGCUCUACCUUUGUGGCUAACGUCUUCGCUGCCAAUUCACCCCAAGAAGCCCGUGCAGCCGUAGCGUACCUCAGAAACGUCAUCCACGGCCAGCAUCGUGCAUCGCACGAGGUAGCUGCAUGGCGGUGCAUGGUGCUGAAGGCGGGCAAGAGUGGACUGGGAGGACCGAAUGAUUUCGAGCUUCAAACCGGCUGCGAAGACGACGGGGAGAAAUACGCAGACGGCAGGGUCCUGAAAGUGAUGCAGGAGGAAAGUGUGAUUGACGCGGUCGUCGUCGUGAGUAGAUGGUAUGGAGGCAUCAUGCUCGGGCCUGCUCGAUUCGCACAUUUUGAGUCUUGUGCGAGGGAGGUCUGCCGGACCUUCCGGCUGCAGGAUGAUGUCGAGACAUGCAUCGCGACGCUCUCCUCCCUGGAUGACAUACUUGGAUCCCUCCGUGACGAACUCGCGAAGCUCUUGUCAAGCGAUACACCGACCACUGAAAGCAGUACCACCAAUGAUCGCCCGAUACCAAAGAACCCCCCAGACUACACUGCACUGCGAGAGACUUUGGAUAUCAAGAAAGCCAAGCGAUUGGUGACGGCAAGAGAGAAUGCUAUCAAAAGCGUGAAGGCUGCGCUGAGAAAAGCGAAGGAGAAGCACAACUAG